AAUUUGCGACACCGUCCUACAAACCACCAUAAAUUCAAAGGGCUGGCCAUCCCUUGAAAAAUAAUAAUAACAAAUCCUCAGAUUUGAUCGGCGGUGAAUCACUGAAUAUAAACAAACUUUCAAUUGCGACGCAAACAUUCUCAGCAACCACUGAUCCAACUCACACCCUCCACAAACGCCACAAUGUACUCCUCCUAUUUCAACUCCAUUACCUCCAAAGUCACCUCGAUCCGACAAAACAUAUUCCAAGGCGAAGCCGACGGCGACACAGAAGAUGACACCUAUCUCUGUCGCGUAAUGCGCACCUAUUAUCUACAAGAAAAGAAACAAAACCUGCCAGCCUGGCUUCCCCCCGAUCCACGCGGUCCGCAUCCUUCUCCUGUCGUCCAACCCGUUUACAGUCAACCUGUCGGUUCUACAUAUGGUCAAGCAUCUUCUCCGGCAGGAGGCUCACAGGGUUUAAAUAGUUUAUUCGGCGGCGCAACAGGAAGAACAAAUGCGCCAUCGCCACCUCCAGGGAGUCUGCGCGCCGCAAGAGGAACAGGGGUUCCAGCCAGAAGUCAAAGUCCUUUUGCAACUCAAGGAGCUAGUGCAACAGGAAGUUUAUCUGCGAGGGAUAGAUUGAAGAUGGGGAGAUCGAAGGGAAGCGCUAUUAAUACUAAUGUGAGUGCAGUGGGAGAUGCGAGUUAUGAUUCGGGAUAUGAGAAUAGUGGGGAGAAACCAUUCAUGGCGGCCACGAGUCCGUGGGCUUCGAAUGCGGCGGAUUUUAGUGGUGGUGGGUAUGAACCGCCGAGGAGAGGGAUGGGUUUACCUAGUGGAGGACCUGCGGCCGGAAGAAGACCGGGUUUACCUAGUGGACCUAGGUCGGGGAGAUAGUUUAAAGGGGAAGAAGGGGAUAUGUACUUAGGGGAGUCGGACUGUGAAUAUUUGACGCUGGUCGUAGGAUUUUGAUGCAUGGUACGGAGUCUUAGAUGGUAUGGGAUGGGUGUUAGGGAUUGGAAAUAUUUUAUUAGGUGGUGAUGGUACAUGCAUGGGCUUAACACUUUAAUAUAGCAUAGUAGGGAUGGAGCAAUGGUAUUCUUCUGAAUCUUGA
Sclerotinia trifoliorum is the source of this 1093-nucleotide messenger RNA. NCBI's taxonomy places the organism in Eukaryota, Fungi, Ascomycota, Leotiomycetes, Helotiales, Sclerotiniaceae. The record is from the annotation of a GenBank genome assembly.